This is a messenger RNA of Anopheles moucheti, 1807 nucleotides long. Its product is annotated as lactosylceramide 1,3-N-acetyl-beta-D-glucosaminyltransferase. The transcript is spliced from 2 exons. The coding region runs from base 163 to 1338 and encodes 391 amino acids. Gene Ontology annotation, cellular component: membrane. Gene Ontology annotation, molecular function: hexosyltransferase activity. The record is from RefSeq and is a predicted model, not a curated record. Lineage: Eukaryota; Metazoa; Arthropoda; Insecta; Diptera; Culicidae.
CCAUCAGUAAAGUGUUAAACAAAAAUGUCUUUAAUGUAAUCUUUUGUGUGUAAUCCAGUCGCUCUAGUGCCACAUUGUUAGAGAACGCUCCAGUUACACCUGUUAGUCGAUGUGUAUGGAACGCUGUGCCAACUGUGUUCGUUCCACUUGUUGCAUUGCGCGAUGAGGAAGUUCCAACGGUUUCUCACUUCCGUGGUUGCGUUCGCUGUGCUUUAUGGCGUUUAUCGAUACUCCUUCCGUACCGAUAGUGAAGGGAACUAUCUGUUUCUGCUGCCAGGGGAAAGUGGAAGAUCACAGAGCUUCAUCGAGCAACAGGCGGCAGCGAGUAGCGAGCAGGAGAAGACAGUGGAUCCUUCCCGGUUGGCAAACCUUACCGGAUUUGAGUAUGUGAUUUCGAACGACAUCUGCAAGGAGAACAAUACUUUUUCCGAGUUAUUGGGUGUUAUACUGAUAACGUCGUACGUAGGACACGAUGAGAUCCGAUCGGCCCACCGACAAGCCAUAUCGCAGCAGAAACUACUCUCUAUGGGAUUAUUGCGAAUAUUUUCCCUCGGCGUUAUUCCACCGACCGAACGGUUCAUCCAACAGGUGGCCAUCGCAGCCGAACAGCGACUUCACGGUGAUUUGAUCCAGGGUAAUUUCGUUGAAGCUUAUCGCAAUCUUACCUAUAAACAUCUGAUGAGCUUGCAGUGGGCAACGCAACAUUGUCGCGGUGCCAAAUAUCUUCUCAAGAUGGACGAUGACAUCGUGUUCGAUCCGUUUUACAUCCAGAACUAUCUGUCCGAUCUGAACCAGGGCGUCGAACAGCAAGCUCACCUGCUAGCGGGUUACAUGUUUCGAAACAAGAAAGUCAUUCGUUUACAGGCGAACAAGUGGUACGUGUCACGUGACGAGUUCGCGGCUGAUGUUUACCCACCAUACCUAUCCGGUUGGUUGUAUAUCACGAAUCAAAAAACGGCUCGAACUUUGGUAGCCGAGUCGCAAGUCGGUAGCUUCUUCUGGAUCGAUGAUACCUUCAUUACGGGAGUGCUUGCUCAACGGCUGCAAAUUCCACUGACCGCACUUAACCGGUGGUUUAGCUCAAAUUCCGAGUUUCUUGACUGCUGCAUAAGGGACAUGAAGCGGUAUGCGUACCAGUGCGACUAUUACGUCGGUCCUAACGGUGGCAAUGGGAAGCUUAUAAUGGAGUUCAUUCAGGAGCUCGAACGUUGCUACGACAAUGCCUGCUAUCAAAGGCCACCGGGCAAAUCACUUACUGCGACAUGCGUUGCAGAGUACAAGCAGCAGAUAAAUCCCGAUCACGGAACCGCCAUGAUUAGUCAGAUGAAACUUAGAUAAUUGGAAGGAUAAAAAACCUGUUAUGGAUGCAACACGAGUUACCAAUCGUAAAAAAAAAACAAAACAAAACUCAAAACUCCCAACUACAGUAUGUGCCAACAAAGCAACGAAAAUUGAAUCAACACGAAUUGAAAUGAUUCCCUCACCAUUAUUGCCAUUUACGAAACCUAUUUACACACGCGGCCGUCCUUGCAACCGUGCACGAAUACUUAACAACACGAAUACUGCCAUUGUUUUUUAUACAACCCCUACCCACUAAGCGAAACACGUUCGUGAAUAGUAUUAGUAAUGCAAAUGUUAGGAAUUUAGUGUAAUUAGAGCGAUUAUUUUACCAACAUCAUUCCAUCACGAAACUCUGAGACCGAAUAGAACCGAUCUGUGAUACCGGGAUGAAUCUCCAACGCACGAAACGAUGUACAUUCCUCGCCGACGUAUUUAUUGCGUGUGGUUUCAAGUAUUAUUUCCGAUU